CCCCCCGAAACAUCUGCUUCCGGUGGUUAAAAAAAAAAAUUAUAGCUAGCUGCGGAACCACUGAUGCCUGUUACUUUUAACGAAGUCAACUUAGCUCCUGUGAGCACGGCAUCGCGUAAAGAUAACCCCAUGUCAAAUUAGUACACUUUAACCAUAACGGAGCCGUCCUUCUCUGUCCACCCUGGCGUCUCCUUGUAUCGAUGGACUAUAACGGUUAUCUCCCAAAACAAAUAUGUCAGUUCCUGCAUCAAGUCAAGGAUGAGCUGGAAACAUACCAAAAGAAGAGCAAUCGCACGCGUGUCCUCCUGUUCCCCGCUCUACCCAGCAGACUGCGAUAUCUGAUUCACAACCAUGUAGAGGACCUACCUGAGCUCACCACCUUCUCAGUAGGGGAGAGCUGGUGCCGUAGGGUGGUGGUGUGCCACUCUGAGCUCAGGGAUGAAGAAGAGGAAGACAUUGACUCAGAGACGAACAGCAGCAGAUAUGAAGAGCCCCUAAGCAGUAGAAGUAGGGAGGAGCUGGGUGGAGGCCAUGCCAAGCGUAAACCUGCAAUCGCAUCCCGAAGCCGAGGGCCUAAGAGGCCAGACAAACCCCUCUACAUGCCCCGAGCUGCGCGGGACAGACUGUCCUUACAGAACUCCCACAGACCCUCAGGAGACCAUGAGUUACCCAGUCCCGUCGCAAGUAGCAUUAGCUGCAUCAGUUCAUCUGACUCUUGUUACUGUCCCGAAACUACAGAAAACACAAAGACCACAUCCAGACAGGAAAGUCUCCCCAGUGUAACGGACGCUAUCCCCAACCAUAUCGGUGACAGUCCAGAGGUUUGUCCUCAGGGACUGCACGAAGCUGAACCCUCGGUCUGUGACGAGACUACUUCCUGUUUUGCUGACAUGACUUUGGAGGAGGAUGAGAACGAUGAGGAAGAUCUCGACAGUGUGGCAUUCAGGAAUUUAACUGAAGAGAUCAAGGCCCACCUGAAAGAGGCAGUGACUGUUUCCAUCGAGCAAGUUCACAAUGACUACUCCUUGUAUGUGAACGAGCGCAUCAAUAUCAACCCGGAUGAGUUUCGCCAUGUGAUCGAGAUUUAUGACUUCCCUAUACUGUUUAAAACGGAUAAUCUCCUGGACGCUUUCACAGAGUACAGUGAUGGUGGAAUGAAGAUCAAGUGGAUUGACAACACACAUGCCCUGGGGGUUUUCUCCAGUGAGUCGGCAGCGAUUCAAGCCCUCUCCAUCUGCCAUCCACUGCUUAAGACAAGAGCACUGGCUGAAGGGAGUAAAAAAGCCAAAGCCAAGGCCAUGAGAUGUUCAGAGUUUAUCCAGCCGGUGAAGGAGCGCCCGAGGACGGACUGUGCUGUUGCCCAGAGGAUGGUGACCAGAGCCCUGGGACUGCAGGGACGAAGCAGAGUGCAGCGAUAUUAAAGGGAAUUGAUCACGCUGUCAGCCAGUGCAGGAAGGUCCAGCUGAGGUCUGCCUCCUUUUACUGGCUCUACUCUGCCACGAACGGCUAGCUAGGCUACCGUCCAGAGCCGUCUGCCUCCUUCACUGAUUGGUAACAGGUUUUCAUGGCAAAGGAGGAGACUGGCCAGAAUUUCCUGCACCAAAUCAACAUCCACCCUGCUGAAGUGUCCUUGAGCAAGACACUGAAUUAUCAGCCUCAAAGCUGCUGUUCCAUCGCUGUACCUAACCCCUUUGAACAUUCUUAAUAUGGACAUAUCUGAUGCACACAAUGAUCUCAAUUGACAAAAGGGACUGGAGAAGCUCAUAGCUUAUUUUGAUUUGGUUGCAUGUUGCCUUGAAACUCAAGUGUGUUUCAAGUGUGUUCAUUUUCCUGGUAGGGAAAUUAAGCUUCCCUGUUGCCCCGGUGAAACAGGAUUGGUUGCACAAUUCUACAUUAAGUUCUUCUAACUUCAAGUAAUGUUGAAUUCUUCCACAGUUUAAUUCUCAGGUUUUGUUAAAUAAAUCUCUUAAAUCUUGCGUUGUAUUCACAACUAGAAUUUUCUAUGGAGUGCACAAGUUUAACUGACGAAAGAAAUGUUGAUCUAUUGACAGAAUCGGAUCUGUUAGAGAUAUAACACUAAGUACUGUUUUCGAAAGCCAGCAAUUAAAUUGAGAGACCGUUGUAAAGAAAUCACAUGUAACAGCAGUGUUAUACUGGACUCAAUGGAUGUUUUUAAUGUUUUAGUCAAUUUUAAAACUUUGUUUUAUAUUUUGUAAAAAAACAAAAAAAAGCAAAAAAAAAAAAAAAAAAAGCAUGAUGUUCAGUUGUUCUUAGUAUUUAUUGUUUUCCUCAAAUAACAAAACGUCUUUAGGGAUGUUGCCAGGCAAAGUGUAUCUCUCACUAACUAUACGCAAUGAGAAAAAACUAGAUCUCAGAAGUCUAUGAUCAACUAAUGUUUGUGCUUUGGAAACAUGGAAUGUUAGGUCCUCCGUACCUGUUUCUAUAUUGUUAUGUUGUUAUACAUUAAACACAAAUCUUAACUCUGUAAAGACGGUGUCCAAAAUAGAUGAUGCUGAGUAUUUUAUUUUUGUCUUACUGAAAUGGGAUGUUUCCUUGAAAUGAUCUUUUGUGCCUGAUAUGAGAGUGAUGGGACUUGUUCUGUGGUAUGUCUCUAUGUCAUCACCUAAAGACAGGGCACAUGUUAAAGGAAAAUUCUGAAUAAAUGAGUGGAGAAACACCAA
Acanthopagrus latus (yellowfin seabream) is the source of this 2681-nucleotide messenger RNA. It is a transcript of the gene r3hcc1, whose product is annotated as R3H domain and coiled-coil containing 1. NCBI's taxonomy places the organism in Eukaryota, Metazoa, Chordata, Actinopteri, Spariformes, Sparidae. The transcript has 9 exons. Bases 201 to 1421 code for a protein of 406 amino acids. Gene Ontology annotation, molecular function: nucleic acid binding. The record is from RefSeq and is a predicted model, not a curated record.